Oenanthe melanoleuca is the source of this 4199-nucleotide messenger RNA. It is a transcript of the gene KCNH7, whose product is annotated as potassium voltage-gated channel subfamily H member 7. The transcript is spliced from 18 exons. Gene Ontology annotation, cellular component: membrane. Gene Ontology annotation, biological process: potassium ion transmembrane transport; membrane repolarization during action potential. The record is from RefSeq and is a predicted model, not a curated record. The coding region runs from base 540 to 4199 and encodes 1219 amino acids. Gene Ontology annotation, molecular function: inward rectifier potassium channel activity. Lineage: Eukaryota; Metazoa; Chordata; Aves; Passeriformes; Muscicapidae.
UUGGCUGGCUCUUGCUAAACCACGCUUGAGUAAUCCGAGCUGCUGCGCGCCGUGGUGAAGCCCGGAGGGGGGAACGUCAUUCCCUCUGGCAGCGGAGAAACAUUAGUCUUCCAGCCCUCAAACCACCACUACAGCGUCGGAAACUGCCGGGUCACAGCCAUUUGCUUUGGAAAAUUGGCGAUGUUUGGUGCUAGAGAUCGAUUACCCUUGUAAUCUUUCCCCACCCGCCACCUCCUCCUGCUUACCCCACCCCUACCCGCCCCAGACAAUAGCGUCCGAGCUCCUCCAGGAAAAAAAUAGAAAAGAAAGCAAGGAGAGAAAGAAGAAAGAAAGAAAAAGAAAGAAAGAAACUGGGGGAUGAAUCUGACUCCAAUAGGAAAAGCGUGUCUCUAGAAGUGGUGCUAAUGGGAAGAGAUUUCCGAGCUCCAGAGGACGAUGAUUUGUCACAAAGGGUAGCUGGCUCGGUGCUUUGGGUUGGAGCCGUGUAGGAGAUCCUUGGAGAAGUCAUUGUGCACAGAAAACCGAAGACCUGUACAAACAUGCCUGUUCGCAGAGGUCAUGUGGCACCACAAAAUACAUUUUUGGGUACAAUCAUACGAAAAUUUGAAGGGCAAAAUAAAAAAUUCAUCAUUGCUAAUGCUAGAGUGCAGAAUUGUGCUAUCAUCUACUGCAAUGAUGGGUUCUGUGAGAUGACCGGGUUCUCCAGGCCAGAUGUCAUGCAGAAACCUUGCACCUGUGAUUUUCUUCAUGGGCCAGAGACCAAAAGACAUCAUAUUGCCCAAAUUGCUCAAGCCCUGCUGGGGUCAGAGGAGAGGAAAGUAGAAGUCACGUAUUAUCACAAAGAUGGAUCUACCUUCAUUUGCAACACCCACGUAAUUCCAGUGAAAAAUCAAGAAGGAGUAGCAAUGAUGUUUAUUAUUAAUUUUGAGUAUGUAACAGAUGAAGACAAUGUGGCAUCUCCUGAGAAGUGCAAGCCAAUUUUACCAUCUAAACUUGUAAACCAUGGUAACAACCUUUCAAGUGGCUCUUCUUCAGGCAGACUUUUUGGGCUCCGGCUACCUGGAUUGAGACUUCUAACAUACAGAAAGCAGUCCUUACCCCAGGAAGACCCUGAUGCAGUCAUAAUCGAUUCGUCUAAGCACAGCGAUGACUCAGUGGCAAUGAAGCACUUUAAAUCACCUACAAAAGAAAGCUGCAGUCCUUCAGAAGUGGAUGAUACAAAAGCACUGAUUCAACACAGUAGAUGUUCACCUUUGGUUAAUAUAUCUGGACCUCUUGACCACUCAUCACCUAAGCAGCAGUGGGACAGACUUUACCCUGACAUGAUACAGACAAGCAAUCCACUAACGCACUCCAGAUCAAAGGAAAGCAUUUGUAGCAUACGGAGAGCCUCUUCAGUACAUGACAUAGAAGGCUUUAAUGUCCAUCCCAAGAACAUUUUUAGGGACCGUCAUGCAAGUGAAGACAAUGGUCGCAAUGUCAAAGUUUCACGCUCCUGGAUGGCAGGGGGGCCUUUUAAUCAUAUCAAGUCAAGUCUGUUGGGAUCCACAUCGGAUUCAAAUCUCAACAAAUACAGUACAAUCAACAAAAUUCCUCAACUCACACUGAACUUUUCAGAUAUCAAAAGUGAAAAAAAAUCUUCAUCUCCUCCUUCUUCAGAGAAAGCAAUUAUUGCACCUAAGGUGAAAGACCGAACGCACAAUGUAACAGAGAAGGUUACACAGGUUCUAUCCUUAGGGGCUGAUGUUCUACCAGAAUAUAAACUCCAGACACCUCGCAUCAACAAGUUUACUAUAUUGCACUAUAGUCCUUUCAAAGCCGUCUGGGACUGGCUCAUUUUGCUGCUGGUCAUAUACACCGCCAUAUUCACCCCCUACUCUGCUGCCUUCCUUCUGAAUGACACUGAGGAUCGGAAGAGGAGAGAGUGUGGAUAUUCCUGCAGCCCACUGAAUGUUGUAGAUUUAAUUGUGGAUAUUAUGUUUAUCAUUGACAUUCUAAUAAACUUCAGAACAACAUAUGUAAACCAGAAUGAAGAAGUGGUAAGUGAUCCAGCAAAAAUAGCAAUUCACUACUUCAAAGGCUGGUUCCUAAUUGACAUGGUUGCUGCAAUACCUUUUGACCUGCUGAUUUUUGGCUCUGGCUCUGAAGAGACAACUACAUUAAUAGGCCUUCUGAAGACAGCUAGACUGCUGCGUUUGGUGAGGGUAGCACGGAAAUUGGACAGAUACUCCGAAUACGGUGCUGCAGUUCUGAUGCUCCUCAUGUGCAUAUUUGCACUCAUUGCACACUGGCUUGCUUGCAUUUGGUAUGCCAUUGGAAAUGUAGAAAGACCUUACUUGGCUCACAAGAUUGGCUGGUUGGAUUCUUUAGGAGAACAACUAGGAAAGCAUUACAAUAAGAGUGAUGCAAGCUCUGGACCAUCUAUCAAGGACAAAUAUGUUACAGCACUUUAUUUUACCUUCAGCAGUCUGACAAGUGUAGGAUUUGGAAAUGUGUCUCCUAACACCAACUCAGAGAAAAUCUUUUCCAUCUGUGUCAUGUUGAUUGGCUCAUUAAUGUACGCUAGCAUUUUUGGAAACGUAUCUGCAAUAAUCCAAAGACUCUACUCGGGAACUGCACGGUAUCACAUGCAGAUGCUGCGCGUGAAGGAGUUCAUACGCUUUCAUCAGAUCCCGAACCCUCUGCGGCAGCGACUGGAGGAGUACUUCCAGCAUGCAUGGACAUACACCAAUGGCAUUGACAUGAACAUGGUCCUGAAGGGAUUUCCAGAAUGCUUACAAGCUGACAUUUGUCUGCAUCUCAACCAAAAUUUGCUUCAGAAUUGCAAAGCUUUCCGGGGGGCCAGUAAAGGCUGUCUUCGAGCUUUGGCUAUGAAAUUUAAGACAACACAUGCACCUCCUGGAGACACUUUAGUGCACUGUGGAGAUGUUCUCACUGCUCUUUAUUUUGUGUCAAGAGGCUCCAUUGAAAUCCUUAAGAGUGACAUUGUUGUAGCCAUUCUUGGGAAAAAUGAUAUUUUUGGAGAGAUGGUACAUCUUUAUGCAAAACCAGGAAAGUCAAAUGCAGAUGUGAGAGCUUUAACUUACUGUGACUUACAUAAGAUCCAGAGAGAAGAUCUACUAGAAGUUUUGGAUAUGUACCCUGAAUUUUCUGAUCUCUUCCUCACCAAUCUGGAAUUAACUUUUAAUCUGAGAGAUGAAACUGCAAAGUCUGACCUCGUAAUAAGAUCACAAACUACCAAUGAUACGGAUGGAGAUAACUGCAAACUACGAAGACGGAAAUUGUCCUUCCAAAGUGAAAUAGAGAAAGAUUACUUCAAAGAGAAUGACCAAAGUGAUCCUGAACCCUUGGGAGACAGCACCAGAUACUAUCAAUCUAUUAAGAAACAUUUUGAGGAGAAAAAAAGUGGGUCAUCAUCUUUUGUGUCCUCCAUUGAAGAUGAGCAAAAGCCCCUGUUCUCUGGGAUAGCUGAUUACCCAUCUGUAACAGAGAAAACCACAGAGAUGGACUUGGAAGAAAUGGAUCAUGACACAGAAGAAAUUCUUGCUGACAAAAGAAGCAGUUCUUGCAAAGACAUCAAUAAAAGAAACUGGGAACAGGAGAACAUCCAGGAGUACCAGGACUCCCCAGUUCAACCAGCAUUAUCUCAUGUUACAUGGGGAAUCUGUGAAGCUGAAAGUGAUUUUAUAUAUGGGGAAGUGGAGAAUCGAUUAGAUUUACUUCAAGAACAACUCAACAGGCUUGAAUCCCAAAUGACUGCUGAUAUCCAAACCAUUCUGCAGCUUCUGCAAAGGCAGUCAGCACUCAUCCCACCUGCCUAUAGCAUGGUGACAGCAAGUUCAGAGUAUCAAGAGCCAGCAGUCCGGGUCAUAAAAAAGCUUCAGCCUGCAGCAUCAAUUAAAACAGACAGAAGUUUCAGUCCUUCAUCUCAGUGUCCUGAAAUUUCAGAUGUUGAAAAAUCGAAACUUAAAUCCAAAGAAUCCUUCUCAAGUGGAGUGCAGCUGAACACAGCCUCAGAAGACAACCUGGCUUCUUUUUUAGACCAAGAACGUGACCAGUCUGUAGAGCAUCCCCCACGGCCUUGUAAAACUCCUCUCCCACCAGUUAGGCACCCUUCCUUGCCAGAAUCUUCACUAAGCACUGUAGGAAUCUUGAGUCUUCAUAGGCAUGUUUCUGAUCCUGGUCUUCCUGGGAAAUAG